CGCCUCUGCAGUGUCUGCUGCAAGCUCGGUGGCUGCUUGCGGCCGCAGGGACCGGCAGAGGCACCCCGCCCUCCUUCCCGCCCGGAGCGCUCGAAUCCUAGCUGGCCGGUGCCUCUGAGGACCGAGUAAACUUUGAAGGACAAAAUAGAAGAACAAAAUGGAAAAUAUGCUCUUUUGGUUGGUAUUUUUCACCCCUGCAUGGACUUUCAUUGACGGAUCUGAAAUGGAGCAGAAUUUUAUGUGGCACUUAAGUAAAGUUCCCCGGGUUGUGAGUGAAAGCACCUUCUACCUCACCAGCCCCUGGUUUGAGGCAGAUGCCAAGAUGGUGACAAACAGAAUGUGUGGCAUCGAGUGCCAGAAGGAACAGCCUGCUCCCAGCCUUUCUGAGUUGGAGGAUUCUCUUUCAUACGAGACGGCCUUUGAGAAUGGUACCCGAACCCUAACCAGGGUAAAAGUUCAAGGCUUGGUCCUGGAGCCCACUCGGAAUAGCACCGCCAAAGCAGCCCCCGUUAGGAGAAAGAGACAGGUGUACGGCACAGACAGCAGGUUCAACAUUCUGGACAAGAGGUUCUCAACUAACUUCCCCUUCAGCACAGCCGUGAAGCUCUCCACCGGCUGCAGCGGUGUUCUCGUUUCCCCUACUCACGUCCUGACAGCUGCCCACUGUGUCCAUAACGGCAAGGAUUAUGUGAAGGGCAGUAAAAAGCUAAGGGUAGGAUUGCUGAAAAUGAGAAAUAAAGGCAGCGGCAAAAAGCGUAGAGGUUCUAAGAGGAACAGGAGGGAAGCUAAUGGUGGUAACCAAAGAGAAGCAACCAAAGAGAGUCUAGAGGAGAGAAUUCAGGGCGGAAGAAGAAAGAAAGAAUUCGGUGGGGGUCAGAGAGGAGCAGAAGGGAGGCCCUCCUUCCAGUGGACCCGAAUCAAAAGGACCUACAUUCCGAAGGGCUGGGCAAGAGAAGGCAGUGCUGACCCUGCCCUGGACUAUGAUUAUGCUCUCCUGGAGCUGAAGCGCGCUCACAAGAAGAAAUACAUGGAGCUGGGAAUCAGUCCAGCUGUCAAGAAGGUGCCUGGCAGGAUGAUCCACUUCUCUGGAUUUGACAGCGACAGGGCUGAUCAGUUGGUCUACAGGUUUUGUAGCGUGUCUGACGAGUCCAGUGAUCUCCUCUAUCAGUAUUGCGAUGCAGAGUCAGGCUCCGCUGGCUCCGGGGUCUAUCUGCGUCUGAAAGAGCCAGACAAAAAGAAGUGGAAGCGCAGAAUCAUCGCCAUCUACGCCGGCCAUCAGUGGGUGGAUGUGCACGGUGUGCAGAAGGACUACAACGUGGCUGUGCGCGUCACUCCCCUGAAGUACGCCCAGAUCUGCCUCUGGAUCCACGGAAACAAUGCAGACUGUGCUCUUGGCUAGGAGAAAGCUGGAAGAGAGUUUACAUAUCAUCUAAAUUGCAGAAAAAAGCCUGUUCUGAUUAAGGAGGUCGCCUCAUAGGUUAUACCUGACCUUGAGCCUAUCAACAGCAUUUCAGCAUUUUUACAAAUUUACUUUUUCAAAAUUAGGAUACGUUCACACAUUUAAAAAUGUUUAGGGACAGAUAUUGAAACAUCAGAUGGGUGCCUCAAUGCUAAGUAUAUUCUUUUUACACAGUGGUAAGUUUUAUUUGCAAGAAGACUUUUAUAGCCUUUGUCUUCCUAGAAAUUAGACACUUUGAAAAAGCUUCAUCCUGCUACCAUAAAACAUGAUUUCUUAGUGGACUUAGUAAAAGAAGAAUCCAACAGGAUAGUACUUGUGUGUAAAAUGUGAAACUGCACAUACAAAAGUAGACAGGAAUGCAAUUAGACUCAAGAAUGAGAGGAAGAUUAACAGUUCGUAUUGCUCUCAGAUGGAUUCAUUCAGCUCAGGCCCUCCGUGUUUUUAGUUUUUUGUUGGGUCUGAGAAAUCUAGGCUUUUGUUUUUUAAAAAGAGCUACACAUCAGAAGAAGUGGCAAACUUUGUAAACAAAAAUAUUGCUUUUAAAAAGAGAAAUUGUAGCAUCUAUUUAAAAUGGGAUA
Molecule: messenger RNA, 2037 nt
Organism: Fukomys damarensis (Damara mole-rat)
Lineage: Eukaryota; Metazoa; Chordata; Mammalia; Rodentia; Bathyergidae
Gene: Prss35
Product: serine protease 35
Exons: 2
Coding region: 158-1399 (413 amino acids)
Biological process (GO): proteolysis
Molecular function (GO): serine-type endopeptidase activity
Source: RefSeq, a predicted model, not a curated record